This is a messenger RNA of Schistocerca gregaria, 1107 nucleotides long. RefSeq names its product peptidyl-prolyl cis-trans isomerase A-like. The record is from RefSeq and is a predicted model, not a curated record. The transcript has 7 exons. The coding region runs from base 70 to 1020 and encodes 316 amino acids. Gene Ontology annotation, biological process: protein peptidyl-prolyl isomerization. Gene Ontology annotation, molecular function: peptidyl-prolyl cis-trans isomerase activity. Lineage: Eukaryota; Metazoa; Arthropoda; Insecta; Orthoptera; Acrididae. Gene Ontology annotation, cellular component: intracellular membrane-bounded organelle.
AUCUUUGCCUUUUACUGAAACAAAUGACAGUAAACAAAUUACUUUGUACAUAGCAAUAAUUUUACAAACAUGAGACAGAGUUCAAGCAGAGAAUUCAAAAUUCAUUACAUACAGCCGAGGACAUUAUCCGCCGAGAAGAAAUGGAGUCUCGCAAGAUCAUACUGGGCCCAUAUAGAAAGUAUCAUGAGGGCCAAAAAGAUACUGGAUAACAAUAAUGAGGAGGUCUGGCGUUUUGCAGAAAAGCAAAUAGAGGAACAUCAUCGAAAACGCAAAAAGGACGAGAAGAGAAAAUCAAAAGAAAAUCGUUAUUAUUUUAAAAAGAUCAAAGAUUCGGCAACGCACCACAGGCGUGAAGACCAAACUAACGAAUGGAAGCGAGAACAAGUGUUUAUGAAGCACUUAUGUAAACGUCCGGUACUGUGGACGUUGAAGAAGGAGAGAGAUAUACUCCUCAUUGGUGGCCCUGAAUGUGAAGCGGCAGGUGCACCACGCAGAUCUGUUCCAAAACCAGUAGUGGACUUCAAACUGAGGCCCAGGUGCUUUUUCGACUUGCAAAUUGACAAUGAUAUACGUCUGGGACGCAUUAUUUUCGAGCUGUAUGGAGAUUAUGUUCCAAAAGCAGCUGCAAAUUUUCUCAGCAUGUGUAAAGGAUGCGAUGGCCUUACUUAUAAAGGAAGCUGUUUUCAUAGAAUAAUACCUGGUUUAAUGUGCCAAGGAGGUGAUAUCACUGAGUUCAAUGGGUCUGGAGGCAUGACAAUAUUUGGAGAGGUAUUCAGUAAGGAAAACUACUCACUAAAGCAUGGUGGAAUAGGUGUUCUCUCAAUGACGGGUGUGAGUCCAACGAAAAUUUCCUCACUGUUUAACAUCACUUUCAGGGAGUUGCAUGCUCUUGAUGGAAGUAGUGUUGUCAUUGGUAAAGUACUGAAAGGGAUCAACACACUGUUAAAGAUAGAAGAGUUUGGAUAUCGAACCGGAAAACCACGCAAGAAGGUGGUCAUAGCAAAAUGUGGACAAAUUUGAUGGUUCAGUUUACUGUUUCUCUGUCAAAUAAAUUUGUUUUUUUUUUUGCCUGAAUGUGGUUACAGUUUAAGUAGUAGAAUACACAAU